Pocillopora meandrina is the source of this 20650-nucleotide messenger RNA. Lineage: Eukaryota; Metazoa; Cnidaria; Anthozoa; Scleractinia; Pocilloporidae. The record is from the annotation of a GenBank genome assembly.
GGAUCGAGACCACAAACUAAAUUUAUAAUAGUUGAAAUGUGAGAUUCCACCAGUGAUGCAGUGAUGGAUGAAGAAGAAAGGAGAGAAAAACUUGAUAUUUAUUAUCAGCGAGGUAAAUUGUUCUCCUUUGAAAAAAUUAUGACUAUCGGUUGCGUAAUGACAUUUCAAAUAUCCGUUUAUAGUCAGCCUUACUUGUAACUAAUUCCUUUUUUUUUUUGUUUGUUUGUGGUUUUUUUUACCAUACUAAGCAGUUAAUAAUAGAUGAGCUUAGGCUAAAAUUCGAAAGUGUACUUGCAUCAACUUACAUAUAUAUGUAGCUCCUGACAUGCCAUCUAAUUCAAAGUUUUAUAAUAACAAGGAACACAGAUGUUAUUUCAAAAUUAUACAUUGUAGAUGUACACAUACAUGUCUAUGUUACUUCACUCAUUAGUUGAGUCAAUUUCUUUCAGUAACAAGACAAAUCCUUCAGUAUCAAAGUGCAAGCAUUGGACUGCUUCCUAUGCAUACAGCUAAUGUUCAUAAUGAAGAGAGUCAUGUGCGAGAUAAUAUUUACUGUGCCAUGGGUGUGUGGGCUCUGGCACUUGCCUACAGGUGUGUAAUGUUGAAUACAAAGCCUGCAAUUCAGUCUGUACAACUGACUACUUGCAAUGUGUUUGGAACAAAGUUAACCCUUUAAAUCCUAGAUCAAAUUUGUAAUUCUCUUUACUGUCAACCACACAAUUCUCAUAAUUUUCCUUCAGAGAAUUUAGUAUUGGAUCAACUAAUUAUCCCCAAAUUGAUAUUUUUCUUUACUCUCAUCACUUAUCUGGUUGAUAUUGUAUUGAUUUUGUGAGGAGAAAUUCUGUCUUGGUCACUCAUGGGAGUUAAAGGGUUAAAGAAUUGAACUAUUUGCCAUAUUUUUUUCAUAAUCUUAAGACUACUCUGUAACUCUGAUUGAGCUAUUGAAUUCCAUCAAGCAGGUAUGGAUUACAAAUGAAAGCCAUGAUUUUUGCUGUCAAAUUUCUCUCUUAGACAUAUGGAUGACAGCAAAGGACGUGCAUAUGAACUUCAGCAGGCUGCUGUGAAAUGCAUGAGAGGAAUCCUGUUCUGUUACAUGAGGCAGGCUGACAAGGUUACUGAAACACUUGGAAUUUUUUUUUAGUAUCCUAAAAUAUUUUGACUAGGUUCAAUAUGAAUUUUUUCAAAGUAUUAUCAGUCUAUAGUCAAUGACUGUGGUGUGAAACAUUGGAUCAUUAGGAAUUUUGAAAAUGAUGAAAAAAAUGAUUUAUUGUACAAUUACAUAUCACUCUUGCAUCUUCAACCAAACAAGUAGUCAGUCAGUCAGUCAGUUGUUUAACCAUUAUCAUUCUGUUCUUCACUCACUCUCUAAAUCAGUGGCAUAGUUGGCCCUUUCACUUUCAAGAUCUCAUUUAGCUAUUCUCCUUAUUGUUUGUAAUUACAAUUCUUAUGAUGUUAGUGCAGAAAAUUGGAUAUUGGAUUUACUAAUAAUCCUUAAUCAAUAUUUUUCUUUGUUCUUUAGCACUUGUCUUCUUGAUAUUGUAUGGAUACUAUAGGGAAAAAUUAUUAUAUCUUGGUCCCUCAUGGGAGCAUUAAAGCAUUUCAACCUUAGAAUGUGUCUUCUCUAUUUUUUUUAGAAUGUUUCAUUAACUGAAUAAAUGCAUUUAUAUUUUUGUUUUGCUGCUAGGUGGAACAAUUCAAAAAGAACCAGUCAGCACAGAAUUCCCUUCAUGUCAAAUUUAACGUGAACACUGGGGACACAAUUGCAUCAGAUUCCGAUUGGGCACAUUUACAGGUUUGAAGCUAACUUUGAUUGUAUCAGUCUUUUUCUUCCAUUUUAUAUUCAAGCUUAAUUAAGUACGCUUUAUCUCUCUUUAUUUACAAGGGGCCUAAAAUCUAAGAGUAAAUACAGGUCAUGAAAUCUGUAGGAAGGCAAUUUAAGAGUGGGGGUUUUAUUAUAUCGAGAUAAUGCUGUUAUUACAAUUUUGUGUUUUGAUAAGCUCUCCAUCUCUUUUUUUUGUGAUGUUUCAGAUGGAUGCUGUAUCUCUGUACCUUUUAACCCUGGUCCAAAUGACUGCAUCAGGACUACAGGUAAAUAGUGGAACUUAAGUGUCAUUCGAUCAUGCAAUGGUUUGAGGUCAAGAGAAAAAGUAUAUUGUUCAAAGUGAAACUCUAACCUCACCUAGCUGGUAAAUAUGAUUAAUCAAAUGCUUUAUGAUUAUUUUAGAUUAUUUACACAAGUGAUGAGGUUAACUUUGUUCAGAAUCUUGUGUAUUACAUCGAGCGAGCUUACAGAACUCCAGAUUAUGGUAUGUGGGAGAGAGGGAGUAAAGAAAACAUAGGGCACAAGGAGCUAAAUGCCAGGUGAGUGAUCACCCUUUGACGACAUUCUCCUGUAAUCAUUGAAUCAAUAACUGUUCUGUGAGAAGUGUCAGAAAACCUAGAGAACAGUGAUGUCUAAUGCAAUAACAGUGGCCUACCUUCAUUAACCCUUUAAGCCUUUAGAGCGACGAGCAUGUAAUGUCUCCUUGCAGCAGUACAGCUGAAUCAUUCAUCAAGAUAAUGAGUAUAAAGGAAAUGAUUCCUAACCUAAGAAGCUUUGAUUGUUAAACAAAUUCUCCUUGUCAGUGCUAAAGGAAAUGUAUAGAGAGGAGUGUGGAGAAUAUGGAUACUGAUGUUAAGGUGUUAAAGCUCAAUUGGAGGGCUCAGAGCAAGAACGAUCCCUUGAUUUUUCGGCCAUUUUUGAAAGUGUUCAGAAGUAGUUGAAUUUUGGCAUGUGGACACUUUAAAAAAUGGCUGAAAAAUCAAGGGAUCAUUCUUGCUCUGAGCCCUCCAAUUAAACUAGGGUGCAAAUAAAUACAACUAGGUACAUGACAUAAAAGGGUCAUGUUUGAAGAAUAAGCCCUUUAUUAGAGUGCAGGAAGGUAGUUUGUCUUACUAUCUUUGGUGAUGUUUUCUGCUGGUAGAUAAUCAACUAAAUAUGGGUGCCAUGGAAUAAAGAUUUUUAAUUUCUUGCAAUGUUUUCUAGGAAAGAAUUCUCUGAUUUGUAGAAUGUGCAAUUCUUCUUCAAAAAAGCUUUUCAUAAUUAAACUAAUCAAUUGGAAAUCCUUAUUUGUAUCAAUAAACAGCUUAUUGAUUCAACUUUGAAAUGAGAAACCAGUGGUGCAAUGUAGCUACAUUAAAUUUUUAAAGAAAUAAUCUAGUGUGUUGGUAAAUAUGGCUUCUUAUUUUUAAUGAAUUUGUUUAAGAGUAUGAUUUUAAUUUUUGUUAAUAAGUCUGUGGCUAAUAUGACAUUGAUCAUUGGAUUUUCCUCUGUUUGUUUUUACAGUUCUAUUGGGAUGGCAAAGGCAGCCCUAGAGGCUAUAAAUGGAUUUAAUAUUUAUGGAAUGCAGGUUCGAAUAAUCUUGGAGAUAAUGCUGUGCAAUAACACAGACUUUGUAAUGACCAUUAGAUUAAUUUAUAGAUGACAGUAGGCAUUAGUUGAUGCUGACCAAUGGUAAAACUUUCAUGACUUUUCAAUGGUGACUUAUCAGUCAAUGACUUUUCGAUAAUUGAGGUUAAUUUCAUUGGCAAAACGCUUUCUUUUGGAAAUUAUAAUGCUUGGAUGGCUCGUUGAUUGAUGAUUAAUUGAUGAUUAGUUGAUUGAUUAAUGAAUUGUAUGCUAUGGAUGAAGUAAUUUUGAGUUUAUUGGUGCUUCUCCUUCCCAUUCCAAGGCUUUUUUGUUCUCUUUCCUCCAUGAAAAGCAGCCCUUCAAUUAAUCAUAUUAGCCAAUAAGAGCAAACAAGAAAGAAGUCAAAACUUGGGUAAUGUGAGGGAGUACCAGUAGGUGGUAAUGGGUUUUACAUUUUCAUCUGAUCGGUUGUGACAGUGGCAUGGGAUUUCUGGACCAAUUGCAGGCAUGAUAAGGCAACGCCAAUUGUAAAUGCAGAUCAUUUUCAACACUCAAUCAGUACGUACCUCAAUACAAAUCAAGUUGUGAAACAGUAACACCAGAUUAUUUACAAUCUUAGGGAACCUCAUCAUCAGUGAUCUAUGUUGAUCCAGAUGCUCAUAACAGAAACUACACCAUCAUGAAUUCUAUGCUGCCAGUAGCAUCCUCAUCUAAGGUUAGAGACACAGUUUUUUCUUUUUUCCACAUUAAAGGUGUAUGGAUUGUGGCUGCUUGAGUCUUUAUUAAAUUCUAAAUUCUAUGAGAUUAACUAUUAUGCAGGUGAGCCCACCAACUUUAACCAAUCUCCUCAUAGGCCAGUUUCCAUGAAAAUUUUGGCCAAAUACAUAAAUUUAUGAAGGGGUUGCCAGUUAUCUCCCCCCCCCUCCUUGUUUCUUAGAAAAAAAAUAAUAAAAGAAAGAAAAAUGAUGCUGUCAAUCAUUUUUGGAUGUUCAAGGGACAUCUAAACAAGAAUAAAUAGGCAAAUUUUUAUGACCAAAAAUGACCUGACAUCAAUUAUAAAUUUUUAAAAAUCCAGUGUUACUUUAGAACAUCAAAAUUAACUCGCUAGUACUCUUAACGUCGAGUCGACCGAAACCGUGGUUGCUUGCAGCUGAAAACUUUUAGUUUGGGAGGGGCACGUCGACAGUUAGACGUCUUAAUACUUCGACCUGCAACUGUCUGUCCUGGAAUCUAGAGUAACAACCUCUGGACAAUCAUAUAUCUUACUGAUAAUAUUAUUAAAUUCGUGUACGUAGACAGUGUUCGAAUUGUUUUCGUGAAAUGUUUCUUUGUGAUCAGGUGACAGAUGCAUCCAUGUUAACAAUCACUGGUUUUCCUGCAUUUGCUGUCGGCGAUGAUUCCUUGCGCAAUCUAACAAAAGAAAUGGUUUUGGAAUCUUUGGAGGUAAUCAUCGAAAACCUUUCCAGUCUUGUUUCUUUAUCGUUUGGCAACACCAGACUUCAUUUAAGGGUCAACUGAAAAUGACAUUUCAUGUUAUGAGAUAAGAUGAAGUUUUUAUUUUUGUUACAGAGGAAGAUAGCCUGUCAGCCUUAGUUGGGUUAGGGGGGCUAUUUUUGGCUCCGUUAUUUUUGUUAAAUUAUUUUUGGUUUAAUUUAUUUUUAUUUCUGCAAAAAAAGUAGAGGGGGGGGCGGGCUAAAGCCCCCCCCCCCAGUCCCUCCCGCUGCGCGGUCCCUGUUGAUGCAAUGAAGUUGGGGAAAAGAACGUAAAUAUGAUACUAUUUCUGCUCAUAACUUUCCUUUUUCUACCUUGCAACUGAAAAAUUGAAAAUAACUGAAGAUACUGCUUUCUUUGUUAUACACGUUCUCAAGAAGUUCCUGUUCUGUUAACGUUUUUCAGGCAUCGAAGGAAAACUAGUUCACGCAAUUCUCCACUUUUUUUUUCUUCUUUUGCAGGGAAACUAUGGAUUAAAGCGGUUCUUGCGUGAUGGUUACAAAACUGUUAUGGAAGACAAGAAUCGCAAAUAUUACGAGCAGAGAGAAUUACAGGUACAACAUGCGUGCCUUGCGAUUAGCUUUAAGUGAAAACGAAUGAUGUGUUUGGAACAGUGUUAUGAAUUAAUUGAUUUAUCUAUUUAUUUUGCCAAUCUUAGCCGUAUUAUGUCAUUGUAACAAUUUUAGUCAGGUUAUUGAAAUAUUUACAGCACGAGGAAUAAAGUUUCCUGCCCUCAAGAUAGUGAUUUACCGAUUCUUAUGUGUCACAUAUUAAUUUGAUGCAUUUUGGUAUAAAUUUAUGAGGUGGCUGCCCUUUAUACUUAUUUUGUUAGUUAGAGUUUUGAGCUCGUGUAAUGGAGGUUCAACUCUGCCCAGUUAUCAUAUUCUAUUACAUUAUAUUGAAUCCAACGCGUGUGUAUUAAACUGAAACGUUUUCCUCUCUUCUGAUAUUUGACAGAUAUUUGAUGGUAUUGAAAGUGAAUGGCCAAUCUUCUUCAUCUACCUCGCUCUGGACGGUACUGUAUUCCUAAAAUUUUUGUUGUAUGGGUUACGUUAAAUACUAUUUUAGAGAUUUUGCUCAAGACCUUGAUCUAAAGUACAGAGUUAAAUUUAUCUUGAGCCUGCUUUUAAACGAGUAAUUCCGAUUGUGUUUAUACUUUUUGUACAUUGUAACAUUGAUUUCCAGCCCUAUCCGUUGACCUUCUCUCCAUUUUGUCCCGUUUCUAAUGCUCCAUAUCACCCAUGUCACAGCCCUGUUUAAGAAUGAGAAGGAAACUGCAGAGAAGUAUAUCAGGAAACUGCAAGAUGAGUUACUGAUAACCACCGACACUGGUAAGCAAUAUUUUUCCAGCUUUUUGUGUGGCUAUUUAUCCCAAAAUGAACUCCAUAGUACACUGGUAUGAACUUUCUUUUUAUUUCAAGGUUUUUCUACUAGAGCGACAAACACGCAGCAAAUAAACUACCAAAACUUUAUCUUACAAAAGUUUUAACCGUUCAAGCCAUUUAAAACUCACCCCUUUUUCAGUCGUUUUUAAUCAAAUGAUAUGCUUGUUUUUUAAUCAAAUCUGGCCUGUUUAUUCGUCUAGUGUGGUGGAAAUGCAAGAAUUGACUUAUAAAUUCCACAAUUGACCUACGAGGUUGUAAACUUUUCUCUUUCUUUUAUAUUUUUUGUCUCCAUAGACGAAUUUAUCCCACAUUGUUACUAUGUGCCGAAAAUGUACCUUGAAGAGGAACGGAAAAAACCACAUUCUAAAGUUCGACUGCCAAGUCACAACGAUGGAGAUCUCUUUCUCUGGGGACAGUCGCUUCUGAUCAUAUUGAAUCUGUUAAGUAAGACUGGAAGUGUUGUAUCAAAAUCAAAUAACUAAAGGUUAUUCCACGAGUGUGCUUUUGCCAUGAAGUUUCUGACAAGAAAUUCAAUCAUCUAACACAUUAACGGGAGGGAAUCAAAUGAUCGGUCAGAAAAUGUCAGAAAAUAUCAGAAAAAUUUGCUAAAUGUAAUUCAAUUUUCAGUUCCUCGCCGUCAUAGUUGCUAUGCGUCAACAAGAUCGUGAGGUUAAAAAAAAACGAAACUAUCGCAAUAAUAGAUAAAAAAGGGGAUGUACAAGGCACACCUAGAACCUCAAAACGUACAAAAAUGAUAAUUUUCAGUUCGGAAUAGUGACUAUAGGAGGCUUAAUUUGAGAUGAAGCACAUCAAUACAACUGAUUCCCGGUUUGUACGUGGUGUAUGACUCAUGUGACUCACAUAAAGGUCAGGCCAAGCCAAGUGAAACAGUAUUGGUGAAUCAUAAGAUGACCCACUAGAAAUGAUUCAUUUGUUUUUGAAGCAAAGAGAAUGAAUGUCGUUCAAAGAAAGGAAACAUGGAGCAAGCACGAAUAGAACACUCUUGAUGUGCUUUUUGUUAUUAUGCGAUUAUUAUCCUUACUAUUGAUGAUAUUUGUGUCGUUAUUGUUAUUAUUAUUAUUAUUAUUAUCAUCAUCAUUAUUAUUAUCAUCAUCAUUUGCGUUUUUCCUGUAGAUGAUGGCCUUCUGGAUGUGAACGAGAUCGAUCCCAUAGGGAGGCAUUUGUCUCACUCGGCUAAAAAUCGCUACGGUCACAGCAGUUAUAGGUAUUCAUCAUUUAAGGUAUGUUUUCGUACAAUGUUUGAUAUUACAAAUGUCGUUAAACCUGACCUAUCUAAUCGUACAAUGCUGAGGAAAAUAUCAAUGGUUAUAGCUAUGAAAAUGUGCGUGCAACUACAUGUAUGAGUUAAACUUUUGCUUAAACAAUUUUCCAAUUUUGGCAAGCACGACAAACUGAGCAUUAGGAAAAUAGUGUAUUUGUUCUGGUGCAUUCAGAAAAAAAAAAAGUUUUUCGCGUAUUUUUUUUUGGCUACUUUCCUUCUUCUAACUCUUAUAUGUCUUUUCAAGGUUGCUGACUCGGAUCUGGUUGUUCAAGUCUCCCUGAUUGCGGAAAGCAGAAAGUAAGAAUUUUUCAAACUUUCUUGAUUCUCUAAGAUUUACCAUCUCCUUCUACAUCAUCAGCGCGCAACAGCAUCACAUAUCGAUAUUCUUAUCAUGACAGUAUGAAGGAAGUUUGCUGUCACUGACCUAGUUAAACGAUCUAGCCUACCACGGGUAGCGUUUAGCUCUGUGGUAGAGCAUCCGAAGUACUCAUUGGAAGGUCGUUUGUACGACUCCUGUAGGGAGCACUUGGAAUUCUUUUUUCCGAGUAUGCCCUCGGAAAUCACUGAAAAACAUUAUCGUUCACUUCUUGAUGGUUUUUAAUCUUAACAAAUUUUACUUGGCAUCAGACCAGAAACAGCCGACUGGCUUUGGUGUUUGUUAAAUGGACACCGUGUAGUUCUGUAAUAGUCAGUCUAAUCUUUGUUUCAACUCCCUUACGGUGCGAUGCAAAGUUAAAAACUCUGUUUUCAAAUCCUUGCUAGCGGUUUGUGUUUCUGUUUCAAAAUCGAACAUCUAAACGGUCUAAGCAAGAGAAGAGAGUUUGCGUAAAAUUCGGUGAUUUUUAAGAUUUCUUUUUCCUGACAUUUUAGCUUACAAGCUUCUUUGGCAACAUUUGGUAUUGAGACGCAGACACCACAACAGAUUGAGCCAAUACAGAUCUGGCCGCCAUCAGAACUGGUGAAGGUAAAAAGACAUGUUCAAUUAUUACUAGCCCUAGGUUACAUUGGCUGAUCGAGCCAAUACAGAUAUGGCCGCCAUCAGAACUGGUGAUGGUAAAAAGACGUGUUAAAUCAAUACUAGCCCUAGAUUACAUUGGCUCCUCUUUUUUUUAAAGAAAUUCAGGACAAAAUAAUACCCAGGUAAAGCACAAUUUUAUUGGUGACUCACUUACGACAAAACGUUUUGGAUGAUUUAUUUGAGAUAUAUCGACAGGUUGGCCCAUUUCAGCUUUAAAGCUGGUUUACUUGGGGGCCUCUAUAAACAAUGACAAAGCCAGACCACAACACUGGGAGCUGGGUUUGCUACUAUUUAAGAGAUGUGUGGGUUCUUUAACUUCCCCUGCUAACAAUAUCCUUAAUAGUAUAUUUAUGGAGAAAUUUAGAAGACAGCUGACCGCAGCGAACUUGUAGCUGUGUAUGUAACGUGUAGCAGCCAGUGAAAACAAGUGAUGUCUCGUGUCAGUUGUGAAUUUUUUUUUCCCUGUAGGCGUACAAACGCCUUGGUGUCAAUCGUAAACUUGGUUUGACUGGUCGACCGACGAGACCCAUAGGAAGUCUGGGAACUAGUAAGGUAUGAGUACACCUCAACUUGCAUCCUUUGAAUUUAAUACCUCUAAACCAAGCGUCACGUUAAAGGCCCGUGAGUAUGUCUCCACAAAAAUGCCUUUAAAUGCCCGGAAAAAAAAAGUGACUUUUCGAAACGUCUGAAAAUAACAACAGGGAUGAUGAUGAACCAAGAAGGAACUGAUGAUGUAACACUGUAUCUUAUGGCCACAGAUCUACCGCAUCAUGGGCAAAACAGUGGUAACAUACCCUAAGCUUCUGGACGAAACUGAUUUUUAUAUGGCUCUGGACAUGUCUCUUCUCAUCGACGAAAUAAAGGUAACCAGAGGAAAGAACUUCAAGUGUAUAGAGCUUAUUAAAAGUACUUCUUAUUAUACUAGUAUGCUUUGUAGUCGGUAUCGUGGCAAAACUAUUUGACAAAGAGUGGUCUUUUUUGUAGUAGAUUUAUCGAAUAGUUUGAUUGAGGAAGAUGACUUCCUUUUAUCUCGAGCGUGGGACAUAGUUGUAACUCUGACUUGCUGAUUCCGCGCUGUGACUCAUUUCUAUGUUUAUGUUAGUGUCCUUUUUAUUGUUUUCACGAACAUGACGGUUUCCGUCGCCCUAUUUUCAGACGAAUUUAGCCUUGGUGCGGAACAAUUGGAACAUGAAAGGAAGACCAACGCUGUGCCUUUUACUGCGAGAAAAGAACUUACGGUAAGGAAAGUAGCAUCAACAACAACAACAAUGAGUUGUAACUCCCAAUAAAAAAGGCAAAAGAGGAUGAAAGGGAGGAACUUUCUUGUCCCUAUUUGAGCGCGCUUAGGGUGCUUCAUCUUUUCUCUUCAUAUUAACAUUAUUGUUCAACAUUAAAGUCAAUAGAAUAAUUUAUACAACAUAAAAGGAUGAAAAAAGUUUAAACCUUUACGAAUCUAUUCUCUUCAUUUAUACACAGAUGUUCAACAUCUGACUGAAACAAAAAAAAACAAAAAAUUUAAAUCAGUUUAUACACUGCUUGAGAAAAAACUUCUUCGGCCUAAAACUGUCCGAAAAAUGUUUGACUUGUGAAUCAUUGUUUUUCUUUUGUAAUUUUAUUCAGGGGCAAGCAAUUUCAGGAGACUCUUGAGCUGUUAGCUUCAUUUAAAAGAGGAUAUUGUGGAGGAGUGAAAAUCAAACUUGGCAGACUUCAGGUGCGACAAUUUUUUAAGUUCAAUCGUUUCAAGGUUAAUUUUAAAAACGGUUGAUUCAAAUGUGGUCUUGUGCUUUAUACAGACUAUGGUGUCUACAGCUGCUAUUGAUCAUCUGGACUUUCUUCAAGCUGAAAGCGAUGUCAGCAGGUAUUUAUGUUAUUUUCUCUAGACAAUUAGUUCGGUUGAAAUAGAGAAAAAAAAAAGAAUCACGCCAUUUAUCACGUGGUUGUACUGCGAAUCACCCAGUAAAAUCACGUCGGCCUAUCCUCCAGCUUUAUCGGGCUCAAAGAAGUUUGCAAACAGUCUUUCACGUCACUGAAACCCUGCUCUUUCUAUUUUUCACUCGGCUAUAGUGAAUGCUUUUGAAAUGCGGUUAAAUGGUUUAGAUUACAGUGGAGAAGUCGUUUAUGUGUCUAUAUUCUGGAAAAGUAAAAUUAUAUGGGCGGUUUUUUUCUAGGUUAGUUCAGAGCCUUUCAGACCAUUUAGGUUUUUCAACUGAAAAAUGUGCCGUUUAUAUGGCUCUACAUAAAUGUUUAGUUCUUGUUUUUUAUUCUUUCUACAAUUAUUUUUUCGCUUAUUUUCAGUGAACUGGACGAUACCGAUGGAGGUUUGGACCAAGCGCGUGUCAAGGAGAAGGAAAGCGUAGAUUCCAAUCCCCCUACACCCGGUUCGUCCGAGGGGCAUAGACUAAGUCAUACCGUGCGGAUGAGUCGCUCCAUGACAGUGAGUGUCGAGGAUGAAGAUCAUCAAGUUGAUGAGGCGGACGGAAAGUAAGUCUCUUCUGUUCAUGCUCUCAUCAGGAACAUUAUGAGGAAGUGUUUUCAAUGUGGAGGGUCGAGAGAGAAGUUUAAGAAUUGCACCUCGCCCUCUAAUUAGUUCCGCCCUUUUUGUAGCUCCAGAGAUCUGGUGACGAAAUCACGGGAAUCGCUGCUGGCCGAACUGCAAGACAAGCCAAGCGUCGACAGGCAGAUGAUGAUAUUACAAGAGCUGGUGAAACGAGAAGGGGAGGAUUUCCAAACCCCUGAUGGUUCACUCAAAGACAUGGUCGACCUUCUCUAUCAGAAGGCUGCUUACGAUCGUAAAUGGUCAGCGGUGAGACGGGGAGCUGGAGUGCUCAAAAAAUUAGUGGACAGUCUUGCGCCCGGGAUCACCACAAUACUUGUCAGCGGUAAAGUGGUAAGAUUACAUCAUCAUGUAACCAAGCUCGCGCUGGUAGAGAAUGAGAAGGGUCAUAUGAUACAAUCGAGCACAACGAGGUCCAAAUGAUAACCUCCUUUUGAAGUUUGCUGUGGGUUGUUUUCGCAUUUCUCGACGUCUUGGAAUCGAGCUUUGCGGCCAAAACGAUUGUGAGAAUUUAAAUAUCUAUCUAUCAGGAAAUACGCCACUAGGCACAUAUACCGAGUUUGAAAGGAAUGCUCGCUCGAACCAGAAAUGUAUGGUCUCAUUUGACUCGUGUGGAGUGCAUGUAAAAUAAGGUUGCUUGCUCCCGAAGGAAAAUGACAUGGUUGUCUUCAUUUUGUGCUAAUUUUCUUUUUAUCUCGUUCACGCCAGGUGACCAUCGGUGUGUUCGGACACGAGGAGAAAGUCAUAUACGAACCACUCACACCUGCAGCUAUUCAGGUAAACAAUUGGCUCAGAAUUUAGUAGACCAUCCUCCAUCCUCCAUUUUUACUGAAAGUAGGCUAUCGAUAGUGAGAAAAAAUUGCUAAUUCAGCGUAGACAAAUUUUGGCCUAGAGAAGCAACUACCUUGGGGGUGCCUGCGUAACAACACUAAGAUAGUUUGUGGGGAUUCUCAACAGUAGAGGUUAAAUUUCCACUUCUUACGACAAAAUGCCUUAUUAGCUGAUGUAAGGAGUUCUCUCUCUUCUCUUUUCAACAGAAAAUCUUGUAUUCCUUCUGUUCUCCUCAUGAUGUCAGAGAGGCAGUACUACAGCAAGAGGUCAGCGAGAAGCAAGUUGUUUUCGUUUCCAGGGUUCACAUCUCUUGCAAAGUUGAGAGUGUGCCAUGGAACUACAAUCAUUGACAAAUUAUUGAAACAACCUCGUCAUGGUUGUGUUUAGAUCCCUUCCUUUCACUAACUACGAAUUACGUUUUCAGAACAGAGCACUGUCUUUCUUUGGUUCGUUGAGCCAACGAAAGGGGAUGGGAAUGAUGUCCGUUCGACUUUUGUAACUGAUUGUGAGUUGGAGGAUGUGAAAUUUUUUCUUUAUUCAUAUAGUUUGUUCUUCCUUCAGAUGGUUCUCUAUUUGGCUGCAUUUGUAGCCACUAUGCCGAAUGUUUUUGAAGGAAUGUUAAAGAUAAGAAUAGGGUAGGUAACUUUAUUUUCCCUGUGCUGUAGAAAAGGUAAUUCAAACGCUAAGUACCAUGUAUUACAGAAGACAACCUGAUUUGUCCAGUAACUUUGUUAACUCCAUAACGCCUAGGAUCUAUAUCAAAAUUCUCCUUUUCAUCUGUUAUACCUUUCACUGGAUAAGGUAUCAGCAUUUCAAGGUGUUGGUUUUGUGGAAUUCACUUCUGUAAACAUAGGGUUUGAGACAUCGUGUAAACUUAGUUUAUCACGUUGUGGUUGUGUCCUUGCCGUAUCUGUGACCUGUGUAUUCACGGCGUGUUCUUGUGACAUCUCUGUUUUGAUGUAAAAGAUACCUAAUCUUUCGACUCGACUUUCCUUUGUCUACACAUAAGUCUUCAGCGAUUCUUUCAACUAUUUGGUGAGUUAAUAGAGUACAAAUUUUGGGGGGACUGGGGUCUAAUGGCGGACACACGCACCGUCAUUAGGCUCUUCGUAUUUCUUAUUCUUCUAGCCCAUCUAGCGGAGCCUAGGUUCACCAGCUUGAUUUACAGGACGGCUAAAGAUACUAACCUGCCAGUCGGACCAUCUCUCAAACUGGAACUGGUUAAAUUUCGCCGGAAACAUCGAGUUAAGUUCGCUGUUCAGAAGACUACUAAACAUGGGCCUGUUAUGAUAUGUCUGCCCGAAGCAGCGUUUGUCCUACGGCCCGUCGGACUAGAAAACAUCAUUAGAAGUGGUGACGUUCACCCUCUACCAGGACCCUGUUUAAUUCAAGACCAGCAAAGGACUUCUGACCGAACCCGACCAACAAUUGCGUAUUCUCCUUCGGCUUUGCGUAAUUUGGCUGCCUCUAUUAAUAGCGUCUCUUUGCGUCCUGAAUUAAAACACCGACUCCAAGACCUGGGCAUUCUACGCUUUCGGAAUACCUUCACUCAAAAACACAUGCCGAUUCCUGUGAUUUCAAGACCCUGUCAAUCCAGGAAUAUUUACAACUCAAGAUCAAGAAAUUUAAAUAAUUGUGUCUCCAUCUUUACUGGUGAUUAUGUUAAUUCUCGUAGCUGUCCCUUUGUUCCGCGAACAAUAGGAGAGGACGCACGAUCGAUUCCGGUCAGGAUCACACCUCGUAGCGCAGUGCGUGGACCCAGUAAACCAGUAAAUCGUCAACGAGCAGUGAAAGUAAUCAAUCUAACUAAGAUUACUUCUCAAAAACGCCCCAAUUACAGCUUCCCAAGUUUCUACAUGGCAAAUGCUCGAUCGGUCAGGGACAAACUGGACGAGUUGACUGCUCAGCUUUUAAAGUUUCACAUGGAUAUUGCAAUUAUUACGGAGACUUGGCUGCAUGACUACAUCGAUAAUAACAUCCUUACCAUUCCAGGUUACAACAUCGCGAGACGUGACCGCCACAACCGAAUAGGGGGUGGCGUGUGCGCGUUCGUGUCUUCAGAGAUACCUUUCAAGCGUAGAUCUGACUUGGAGUCUCCAGAACACGAGUGUUUGUGGCUAUGGCUACGCCCUCAUCGUCUACCACGCCCACUAUCUGGUAUUAUAUGUGGGGUGGUGUAUUUUCCUGUGGCCUCUGCGCAAGUGCAGCGAGAUCGCACAAUGUACAUCAUAGAAACACUAGACUCCGUAAAGACUUCUUAUCCAGACUGUGGUGUAGUGUUAUUAGGCGAUUUUAACACCCAGGACAUCUCAGACAUGUUAGCCAAUCAUAACCUAAAACAAGUAGUUAUCAGACCCACUCGGGGCAAUAGCAUACUAGACCUUAUUUUAACGGAUUUUAGUGAAUACUAUAGCGAACCAAUUGUCAGCGCACAAUUAGGGUCUUCGGACCAUAGCUCUGUUCACUGGAAUCCGCUUUCAAUGAACCAACUAAACCCGCUGUGCGUUGAAAAGAAAAGGAUCCCGAUGCGUCGCUUUCCUCAGUCGGCAAUAAACGCUUUUGGGAGGUGGGCGUGUUCACACCGUUGGUUCAGUGAUUUAGAAGUAGACGGUGACUCACCAUCAGUUAACUCUCUCACUGACUCAUUUACUAAGGAUCUUUCAUCAGCCAGCGAUAUCUACUUUCCGUCCAAAUACGUGAAGAUUCAUCCAAUGGACAAGCCUUGGAUGUCACCUGAGAUUAAGGCUCUCAUAUUAGAGCGCCAACGCGCCUAUCUAAAUGGCCCGGAGGAGAAAUGGCGUCGCCUUAGAAAUAAGGUCAGAGAGGUUAUCACCCGCCGGAAAUGCGAGUUCUAUAAAAACAAAGUUAAUAACCUCAAGAGCACUGACCCGAGGAAAUGGUGGAGUAUGGUGAAUAAGCUUGCAGGGAAGGCUAGCAGCCCUAACGAACUCAGUUAUACUGACGAGGAAGGCAGAAUUAUCUCUGGCGCGACUCUCGCAACACGCCUUAAUGAGUUUUUUGUAUCUGUAAUAUCUGACAUUAAGCCACUUGAUACAAGUGCACUGCCCUGCUACUUACCAUCCCCUCAACCGCCCGUAAUCGAGACACAAAGGGUCUACAAAAGCUACUUGCCAUCAGCGCCUUUAAGGCCCCUGGGCCUGAUGGGAUUCCGACUCGUAUUUGGAAAGAAUAUGCUGCUGAGCUCGCUGAGCCGAUCACGCGAAUAUUCAACACUCUAUUGCAUCAGGCUCCUUCCCUACUGCAUGGAAAGACUCUAAUGUCACACCGGUACCCAAGGUUACGCCCAUAACCGGUAGGGAAGAUUUAAGACCUAUCUCCCUAACUGCAAUCGUCUCUAAAGUCCUGGAGGAUUUCGUAGUUGAAUGGCUAAUUGAGGAUGUUGUGCACCUCAUCGAUUUCAGCCAAUUCGGCUGCCUCAAAGGAACUUCAACCAUCUAUUGCCUGUUGGAUAUGAUGCACAACUGGUUGUCCUCUAUUGACAAACCAGGUAUGUUCUUAAGGGCCUGCUUCCUGGAUUUUAGUAAGGCUUUUGACCAUAUUGACCACACUAUCUUAGUCAAUAAACUCAUCCACCUUGGGGUCCGUGGUUUUAUUAUCCGUUGGAUUUGCAGUUUUCUUUAUGGCCGUCGCCAAGCUGUUAAGAUUAAGAACAUUGUAUCCCCUUGGUUGCCCGUGCACGCUGGAGUCCCGCAGGGCACUAAGCUUGGCCCCAUCCUGUUCCUCCUGAUGAUUAACGAUCUCGCGAUUGAAACUCCAUUACUAUCGAGCCACUGGAAAUAUGUAGAUGACCUAACAAUAUCCGAGGUCAUCCCAUCAGGCGGUACAUCGUCCCUUCAGAAAGAUCUUGACGCCAUUGCACAGUGGUCGUCGCGCAAUAAUAUGAACCUCAACCCAAAGAAGUGCAAGGAACUUGUGAUUUGUUCGCUUAGAACACGGCCAGAUCUUGGCCCUUUGUGCGUCAAUGGACGUCCCUUAGAACGGGUCUCCUCACACAAGGUCCUUGGAGUCACUAUCAGCGACACUCUUGGGUGGAAUGAGCACGUGCGUGAGAUUGUCUCCAAAGCCUCAAAACGUCUUUACAUCUUAAGAGUGCUCAAGCGGUCCGGAAUUCCACCCGAAGACCUUAUUAACAUAUUUUAUGCCUUGGUACGAUCGGUCCUCGAAUACGCCUGCGUCACUUGGUCUACUAGCCUACCAAUUUACCUCAAGGACAUGAUCGAAAGAGUUCAGAAAAGAGCUCUGCGUAUAUUAUUUCCGGCGUUGAGCUACAAAGACGCCAUUGUGGCUGCAAACUCCACUCGCUUAAAUGUGAGAAGAGACGAACUCUGCAAGAAAGUUUGGGACGGUAUCUGUGUGCCUGGGUCACGGCUGUACCACCUUAUUCCACCAAAGCGCGCCGAUUGCCACGUUUAUGAGUUGCGCAACAAAAAACCAUGUAUCACUCUUUAAAUGCCGGACCGAAAGAUUUAAAAAUCUUUCUUUCCAACAAUGGCGUCUAACGCCCAGUUCUUGUAGUCAAGCAAACCUAAGCGUUUUUUAUUGGUAUAUAACUACUGACUCUUGUAAUUCCCAGUCCCCUUAGACUUUUAAUUUUAAAGUCAAAUGUAAGAUUGUCGUAUUUUUUAAAUAUUUAAAGUAUACUUGUAAAUUCACAUGUAUUUCACCACUGGGGUGCUAUUUUUGAAUACUUUUAAUAAACCCUUAUUAUUAUUAUUAUAAAUUUAGCAACAUCAACCUGUUUUUGAAAUAACUUUCCUUGUCAUCCUCAGUUGGAUUAUCGAAGCAAUGAAACAAAGGUUAGCCAGCAGAGGACUUGGGGUAAGAAUGAUUACUGCUGAUUGAAUUAGCUUCGGGUCCAUUGUGAAGGAACGUUGUUCCUUUGCCUAGAGGUUAUUAUUUUGUACUCCUGCUCGAAAGGGUUUUGAUUCAAGCCCUUCCCAAAUUAUUGUGUUUUCUUUGUGGGCAAAGUCUUUACUCUUACAGUACUUCUCUUCAGCCUGAGGUACUCGUGGUUACCGAAACCUUGUAUGGACUGGCAUCGUCCUGGAGGUUGAGGGAGGGCGGGGGAAGGGGAAAAGUACUUCUCUCAGUCGCUUCUUGCUACUGAUACCAAGGAAACUUCCUGUUCAAAGGGUGGAUAUUCAUCCAGCGCUAUGCGCUGGAUGAAUAUCUAUCCGAUGGAUGAAUAUCUAUCCGAUGGAUGAAUAGUGCCGUAAGUUUUGUCAACGCAUCCGCUGGAUAGCGAUGUAUCCGUUGCAGGAUAAGUCUCUUGGCUUAAUAGCUUACUUCACCUUAAACUUGUUACACUUAUUGUGCAGAAAAGCUUUUUUCCAGUUGUAAUGGUUCAAAUAUGUUCUCUUUGGUUUUCAGUCUCUAUACGCUAAGUCUCCAAGCGAUGUGAAGGAACUGCUCAAGAUUGUCCUUACUUCUAAAGGAAAACUCCACGGACAAGACAUUGCACCGAGGUAUAUCUCCUCAUAACUUUCAACAUUUCUCAAUUAGUAUAUAAUCUGGGCCGCUUCUCUAUCUUUUACUAAUGAAAAAGAAACCGAUCGAGUGGUUUUCGCUUCGGAACUGAAGAUUCGGAUUUGAGCUUUCGCCGAUGUCAUUGUGAUGCGUUCCCGAGAACGGAGCUUUUCUCAGUGUGCCAUGUAAUUUGAGUUAAGAUCCGGUGCGAGCUAUAAGGUGAAUGUGAUGACUUUACUUCUCUUAUUUGUCAUAGGACUCCCUUACAGAAUCGUCAGCUGGAUGGUGCCGUGCAUCGAGUACCACCUGGGUUUUAUGACAAAGGUAAGAACUCAGUAGAAGUGUAAAUUUUUGUUCGCUUCGACUUCCGCUUUUCGACAUCUUGUAGUAAGGUUGAUAACAAAAUUAUAUAUGUUUAUUAUUGUAUCUGGAAAAAUAUAAAAUGACUAAUGACGAUAUUUUUCGCUAUCUAGUAUGGAGUGUACUGUUCAAGGCUCCCGAGGGAAUCAAAGUGUCUAACCAUACCCUAUUACAAGUGAGUGACUCUCUUCUUUCAUUUUUCCACCUAAGGAGAGUUUGGCACAAGCUAUGGACACAUUCACUUGUACUGUUACAUUACCAAAAACUCACCGAAAACCAAAAAUGGAAGUAUUGGCACACAUCCUAAAGGAAUUUGACAUUUACUAUGUAUUCAUUCUGUUGCGAAACAAUUUUUACCAAAACAGCCGUAAACCAGUGGCUUUAUUGGUAUUGAUGUUAGAGUACUAACUUUCUCUUCAAAAUGUUCUGCUCUCUUGCGAUGGACGUUGGCAACAGCUUGUUACUUACGGUGAAUGAUGGAAACUAUCCUGGCAAGCUUUCGAUCCCUUUAAGGAAAUAAUGUCGAUUAGAAAAAUUAUCCUUUUGGCAGUAAAAAUGAGAAAAGUAAAUCGCAGUCAUGGUUAAUGUGCGAAACUGUUUUCGGGUCAAAUUUUCAAGGUGAAAACGUUUUUUUUUUUUCAAAUAAAAUGAGGUUAAGGUUGUUAACUUAUUGGUUCAUUAAGGAAAGUACAGGAUACCGCUGACCUUUUCCUGUAUAAAUUUGUCUUGCAGCUUCCCACAAUAUCAGAUAUGACUAAACGUGAAAGGAAUUUUCAGCUGAAGGUGGAAGAACUUUUGAGCGACAUAUCAAACCCGGAAUACAGACAGACAGUCGUCGAGGUAUCAUUUUUUAUAUUCAUACUUCAAUUGAGGGAUAUACGGUAACUUCUAUUAGUGAAUAAGUUGGACUCCAGGUUGAUAGGUCUAGGUUCGAGUCCUCGCCGGAUAAUUAUUUCGUGCAUGCUCUUUGUAUCUCUCGUAACUCACAGAGUGUCCCUUCCCACCAAGAAGUAUGGAUGGGCACCAGAACCCUGCCAGGGAAACUUAAUGAACUGUUAGGGUGGGGUGGCACUGUGCGGUGGUCUCAACAACUUGUUCGAGAAGGGGAAUAAUUCUUCCAGCUGCAUUCUGCUAAAAAACCGGGAUAAACUCAGGCAGCAAUAGGCCAUGAGGUCCGUAAGACUAAGCACUAUUACAUCGGGAGUUGUUAAUGGUAAAUGAAAUUUAAAGUGACACGUUUUGGUAUUGAGCUCAUUUGCAGUCAUUUUAUCUCUUCAGCUACUUGUCGUGCUUGCUACAAUCCUUGAACGAAACCCUGAGGUGGAGUUGAGUCAGUGCAUCAAUUUAGACGAGGUAACCUGUCUUAGUAAGAGUGGCGCGAUUUGAACGGAAGGGAACAAACAAAAAUGAAAGAGAAAUGAGACGAAAGAACCAUUCAAAUGAACGAAAAAAUACAUUUAGCGAUCCAAUUGCUAAAUACUAGUAAAUACCAUCGGUAGUAGACUAUUUCACGAGCUUGAAAGUGUCUUGAAAUCAAAAAAGUCAGUCUCUCUUGUUUGAUGUAUUGAAUAUUCCAGUCGGGACAUUGUUAACGAGAAGUGAGAUGAAGUUUCAUAAACCUGUUUGAGACAAGUUCUUCAGUUUGCUUGACGAUUUAUAUGUAAGUUUAAGAAUCCCCUACAGUCUUUAGUUUGGAUAUAUUUACAUAUUCCCAUCUGACCUAUCUAUCACACAGCUUGUGGACGAAGCUCUUGAACUUUUUGCGAGUGAAUUGGGUUCAGAAAAUGAUCAGGUAGGUUGGAUUCAAUACAAAUUAAUCUGUUUUUGUACCACUUCUUACUGAAUCCCUCGAAUUCAAUGAAAUUUUAGAAUUUGAAUUGUAUUUCACACAAUUUUGUUCGCCUUCUUACUCCGUAAUGCGAAGAAAACCAGAGACCAAUUUUACAACACACCACGUGACGGACAAGGAGGCACCACGACUUACCUGACAAGGGCCGUCGUCAACAAACUCCUGAAAGGGAACGCGUGUGUAUCAUCGAACUGCUAUGUGAGCUAAUGGAUGAAGGCCCCACAAGUGUCCUGUAACAAAGGUUUGGUUGGAUCAAUUGGGGCCCAAGGCAGAUAAGGUGACUUUCGCCUUACAUGACAUGGCAACCUUCCGACACGCGGAAGGUCGAAUUCUUUCUAAUAUACCAACAGAGCGGAAGUGUAUCAUUCUCAAGGUGUUGAUAUUUGCUGAUGAAAAAUCAACUUCGUGUUGGGGAAUAAACAAAGGGGCACAUCGAAAUACUGAAUCCUUUAUGUCAACUUUUUUCCAAAUGUCAAGGGUCUCGUCGUGUUUUGCCUAGUAAAAGAUGAAAAAUAAGAGUUUUCGCAUGGAACGCCGCAUGGGAAAAUUGGAAUUCACUGUAAGUUAGAUCAGUCUAACUCUUUUUGUGAAUCUCCCAAUACGGAAGAGAUCGAAAAUAGCUUCAAAGUGAUUCCCGUUAGGGUGCGGCCUUUGGGUCUACAUUUGGUUCUGCAGGUGUGAGUUGGGAGCUGGAGAGCUGUAUUUUUAAUUCAACUCCCUCUAGUUACUAUGUAUAAGUUUCUCAGAAAGGACGUGACCAAUUGGGAUGGAAAUUACUUCAUGUUUUAAUGUAAGUUCCCUUUAUACGAAAAGGAACAUACGAAUGGAAACUUAAGAAGGAAAAUGUUUUUGUUGUCUUCGUUGCAUACAUCAGCAAAUAUAAGGAUUUGGUAAGAAGUGCCACUGUUUUGUUUUAUAGAAGAUCAAGACAUCUCAUCAUUAACUUUAAAAAAAGUUACGAGACAAUAGGCUUAUUUUAUUGACACAGAAUUAAUACAUAGGAAC